AUGUUCUCUUCAACCGUCCUUCUCAGCGGCCUGGUCGCCUCUGUCCUCGCAGCCCCAGCUCUUGAGCCUCGAGCCAGCUGCACCUUCACCGAUGCCGCUACUGCCAUCAAGAACAAGGCUGGCUGCUCUACCAUCAUCCUCAACAACAUUGCCGUUCCCGCCAAGACCACUCUCGACUUGACCAAGCUCAAUGAUGGCACUCACGUCAUCUUCCAGGGCAAGACCACUUUCGGCUAUGCUGAGUGGGAGGGCCCUCUCAUCUCCUUCACCGGCAACAACCUUCUCAUCGAGGGCGCUUCUGGACACUCCAUCGACUGCGAGGGUAAGAGAUGGUGGGACGGCAAGGGCAGCAACGGCGGCAAGACGAAGCCCAAGUUCUUCAGCGCCCACUCCCUCAAGAACUCCAACAUCAAGAACUUGAACGUUCUCAACACUCCUGUUCAGGCUUUCAGCAUCAACAGCGUCACCAACCUGGGCGUCUAUGGCGUUCACAUGGACAACUCUCUCGGCGACUCUCUUGGUGGACACAACACCGAUGCCUUCGACGUUGGCUCCUCUACCGGCGUGUACAUCUCCGGAGCUGUUGUCAAGAACCAGGACGAUUGUCUCGCUAUCAACUCUGGCACCAACAUCACCUUCACCGGUGGUAACUGCAGUGGCGGUCACGGCCUCUCCAUCGGAUCCGUCGGUGGACGCUCUGACAACACUGUCAAGACCGUCCGCAUUCUCAACUCUGCCAUCUCCAACUCCGACAACGGUGUCCGCAUCAAGACCGUUUCUGGCGCUACCGGUUCCGUUUCCGAUGUCAAGUACGACACCAUCACUCUCUCCAACAUCGCAAAGUACGGUAUCGUCAUUGAGCAGGAUUACGAGAACGGUUCUCCUACUGGUACUCCCACUGCUGGAGUCCCCAUCACCGACGUCACCAUCAACAAGGUUACCGGAACUGUCAAGUCUAGCGGAACCGAUGUCUACAUCCUUUGCGCCAGCUGCAAGAACUGGACCUGGACCAACAACAAGGUCACUGGUGGAAAGACCUCUACCAAGUGCAAGGGUAUUCCCUCUGGUGCCUCUUGCUAA
Messenger RNA from Fusarium tjaetaba, 1080 nucleotides. Its product is annotated as endopolygalacturonase. The record is from RefSeq and is a predicted model, not a curated record. NCBI's taxonomy places the organism in Eukaryota, Fungi, Ascomycota, Sordariomycetes, Hypocreales, Nectriaceae. The transcript has a single exon. Bases 1 to 1080 code for a protein of 359 amino acids. Gene Ontology annotation, cellular component: extracellular region. Gene Ontology annotation, molecular function: polygalacturonase activity. Gene Ontology annotation, biological process: pectin catabolic process.